Messenger RNA from Lasiodiplodia theobromae, 909 nucleotides. RefSeq names its product Arginase protein. The coding region runs from base 1 to 909 and encodes 302 amino acids. Gene Ontology annotation, cellular component: cytoplasm; nucleus; cytosol. Gene Ontology annotation, molecular function: manganese ion binding; arginase activity. The transcript has a single exon. NCBI's taxonomy places the organism in Eukaryota, Fungi, Ascomycota, Dothideomycetes, Botryosphaeriales, Botryosphaeriaceae. The record is from RefSeq and is a predicted model, not a curated record.
AUGCCCGCCGCCGCCACCUCCAUCACCCUCAUCAUCGCCCCCUACCACAUGGGCCUCUACGACCACCGCGUCGGCGGCGGGCCCCUCCGCAUCCUCCAGCACGGAAUAGCCAGAGAACUGGAACGCCUCUGUCCGACCGUGCACUUCACCAACAUCGGCCCUGUCGAUUCGUUUGAAGGCGAGGUCGGCCGCAUGAUCGAAGUCCUGCGGCGCAUAUCGACCGCCGUCACGCGCGCCGUCCACGCGCGCUCGUUCCCCAUCGUCCUCGCAGGCAAUUGUCAGGCCAGUGCCGCUGUGGCGGCUGGGUUGCGCGCGGCUGGCGUGGAUGAUCUAGGCUUCGUGUGGCUUGACGCGCACGACGAUUUUGAUACGCCGGAGACCAACGUCAAUGGUUACCUCGACGCCAUGGCCGUGUCGAUGAUGGCGGGGAAGAGUUGGAAAGCGCUCAUGGCGACGGUGCCGGGCCACACGCCAGCCAGCCUCGAGAGCUUUGCGUACUGCGGCCUGCGCGACGUGACGGCCGAGCAGCGUGCGGUUGUUGAGGAGGCGGGGGUGCCGGUGGUGUGGGGGGAUGCGGGGGCGAAGAAGGACUAUGCGAAGGAGUUGGGGGCGUUGCUGGAGGCGCGUGGGAAAGGGAAGAAGAAGACGCAUGUGCACUUUGAUCUGGACGUGCUCGAUGAGUCGCUGGGCCGCGCAAACGACUGGCCGAGUCCGGGGGGCUUCUUGGAGGAGGAUGCGUUGGCGGUCAUGGGCAUGCUGCCGCAAAAGACGGAGCCGACGUCGCUGGUUGUCUGCUCAUUUGAUCCGAGGCUGGAGGGGGGUGAUACGGUUGCCAGGUUGGCGGUGAGAGCGACGUGCCGCUUUGUGGAAGGUUUGUUUGAGACGGAGGUCUUGCAGCGGCGGUCGUAA